Molecule: messenger RNA, 2317 nt
Organism: Raphanus sativus (radish)
Lineage: Eukaryota; Viridiplantae; Streptophyta; Magnoliopsida; Brassicales; Brassicaceae
Exons: 6
Coding region: 146-1699 (517 amino acids)
Biological process (GO): proteolysis
Molecular function (GO): cysteine-type peptidase activity
Source: RefSeq, a predicted model, not a curated record
GAGGAUGUUACGAGGAUGCGUCAGGAGUCAAAAGCUGGAAUGCUAAACCGCAAGACUGUGAAAUCCAAAACCGCUACAUCUUCUCAGGUCCAGGAUGGCGUUGACUUAGAUAUGUUGUCGUCCAUGGUAAGAGAUAAACUGAAGGAUGACUUCCACCUCUUACAUGGCAGCAUUGCAAACGUUCAGGAAUCAUCAAAAUGGCUUCACCGAGACAAUUAUUGUCAAUAUCAACGACGUCUUUGAAAUCGUACAAGAUAGUGCUCGGCAGAUUAAAACAAUGUCUGAAGAAAUUCGUAAAUUGUCGGCGGCAUUACCUGUUUCUCCUGUAGAAAACCCAGUUCGCCGUCCCAGCGUGGUGAAUGCGGCCACCCAAACAAUUCCAGAUUCCACUUCCAUUAUUGCAGAUGCAAUGUUGUUUCCUAACCAGUCAUCAACUCUUCCUACUGCGGAGGUUAACAUCUCUAAAGCCAACACAUUUGCUAACCGGUCAUAUACUCUUCGUACUGAGGAUACUAAUGUUGCGGCGGAACCAUCCACAUCUGUCAAUGAGUUGAGUAACAACAGUGGCCUAGAAGGCCGACAUGUUCAAGAGUCUACACCUCGAAGCCAGCAUGCAGAGAAAUUUAAUCCUCCACUUACAGACAAACAACCGGACUCUAUUCUUGAUCCAUCAUUGGUUUUCCCCAAUCCAACAUUCUCUCUCGGCCUUACGCAAGAGGCACAGGUGGAUACUUCUACGAACACCAAUGUAACGGAGCGCAAUGAUGAGGAAGUUUGUGAGGAAGACAACGUAGAUGCAUCAAUUGGAGAAGCUGGAAAUGGGUGCAGGAAAAGCAAAAGGCAAAAGGUACCAACGAAAUCGCUCAUGGGCGACUUCGAAUGUGAUAAAGGGUUUCAGAACCGUGCUAGAAAGGCUAUUGCUGAUGCCAUCUACAGGGGAGGCAAUGUUGAUUACAAGGCCAAGUUUGCUGCUUUAAUGGAGAAGAUGGAUACCUCUUUUGAAAUAUCUAUUGGGAGUGGGAAUAUUCAGAGCUCCGAUCUCUGCGAGGUUAUUAAGCGAGGAACUCAGCUAUCCCCUAAGGUGGUGGAUGUACUUAUGUUCCACACUAGUGCACUGUUCCGGUCCCCAUCAUCUCAAAAACAACAGUCUAGUUUAGUUUUUAUGGACACACAGUUCGUCUCUCAGUUCACCAAAUUGUAUAGUAAGUUCUCAAAGGCCUCGAAGAAAGAUAGCUACAAGUUUAGUGGCAAUGUUGUUGACAUGUUCCUCCAGAUUCCGUCAACCGGUGAUGCCGUUCGUUACUAUUUCCCGUUCAACCUGGACAAACAAUACUGGAUUGGCAUCUGUGUGGAUUGUAGUACAUGGAGCGUCACUAUCUUGGACUGCAACGUCGAACUCAGGACUGACUACAUGAUGAAUAAAGAAGUAAGACCACUUGCUUUGAUGUUUCCAUACUUUCUGAAACAGGUGGGGAGACAAGUGGGAACGAGAGACUGCAAAGCAAUGGCAAUUGAAAGGCCCCGUAACAUCCCCCAACAAAAAGAAGUAACACACUCCGGUGUUUCAUGUGUGCUUUUUAUCCAAGCACAUGCGGUUGGUGGGGUCGAUGCUUGCAAAUGCAUUACGCCGGAUGUUGUAGACAGCAUGGUGGAGAUGCUAGUGGUGUCUCUAUACGAAGCAUCUGUUGGUCCCCUUUGAAUUCAAUCUGCUUUAGUCAUGUGUUGGUCCCCUUUGCUCUGAUGUUUUUUUUAAGACUAUUGCAUGUGUAACUUGACUCUGUCUAAUUUAUCUACUCCUUUAUCACUUUAGAUUCGAGUCAUUCAAUUUCUCCUUCUAACUGAAAUAUCAAAACCUAACGAUGAUCACAUGAAUUUUGUAUAUACGAUAUUUUUCACUUCAACUAAUCACAGAGUUUGUAACCGGAUACUUUAAAAUCUAUCCGGUUAACCUAACCUUUGUAUGUCCAAAUGCCAUACCCUAUCAUCAAUUUCGGUCUAGUGGCCAUAGUUAAGAUAUAUAUCCUUAUACAAACCCAAAUAACGCGAGUGGCCCAAUAUAUAUAAAAAAAGUUUAAUGUACACAACCCAUUAAAUAGAGAGUACCGAAAUGUAGUUACACAAAAACCAAAACAAACCAAAAUGGGUCCACUAUGGAAGUUACUGUACCGAUAGGUUAUCUCCAACUCUAUAAAACUCAUCGUUUUGAAGUAGGUAAUGAAAAACUCAGCCCUUUCAAUCUGAUUGAAUCUUCUCUGUACUCUUUACAAGUAAUGAAAAUAUAAUUGUAUUGACCUUACUUGUCUAUUUCGUGUUUCUA